Vigna unguiculata (cowpea) is the source of this 868-nucleotide messenger RNA. Its product is annotated as Beta-1,3-N-Acetylglucosaminyltransferase family protein. The record is from RefSeq and is a predicted model, not a curated record. Gene Ontology annotation, biological process: cell fate determination. NCBI's taxonomy places the organism in Eukaryota, Viridiplantae, Streptophyta, Magnoliopsida, Fabales, Fabaceae.
GAACUUUUGAUUCCACUCUAAUCCAUGACCACCCUACUUUUAGGGAUUUUUACUUCCAAGUUAAAUCCUUCCAACACCUAAUCAAAAUCCUACAAACAUGUCUAAAUAUUUAAUCCACACUCAAAAUUUCAACUCAAUCUUCCAUUCUUCAUCAAAAGCAAGUUUGACCAAUUAGGCCCAACCCAUUUAUUUUGCUUUAUAAUGGUUGAAACAGAGAGAGAAGAACCAUUUGGCAUUUUUAAUCAUACAACCAAAGCCAUCCAUAAGAGUGAAUCACCAAAGACAUGGCAACAACAAGAACAUCAUCAGCACCAACAACAACAACCUUCAAGUUCCUCACUUCCAUCAUCUUCCUCUUCCUUAUCAUCAAAGGGUCUUGUGACUGUUCCUUGAACAACAUCAACAUAGGCACUGCAAGAACUGGUAGAGAAAUAGGAGGGCAACCAGAGUGGAACGUUACUGUGAUCAACAAUUGUUCUUGCCAACAGAGUGAGAUAAAGUUAUCAUGCAAAGGGUUUCAAAGCUCAGAAAGUAUUGACCCUUCAAUUCUUUCCAUGGAAGGUGAUAACUGUCUUCUUAUCAGUGGAAAUCCUUUGAAGGGUUUUGACACUGUUAACUUCUCCUAUGCCUGGGAUCUUCCAUUUAUCAUGUUCCCUUUAAGCUCUGUCAUAGGUCCUUGCACAUAGGGAAUACUUCAACACUCAUAACUCAAUAAGUUCCUCCUCUUUCUAAAAUUCAUCGUAUUAAAUUUCAUGUAUUCAAACAAAAUCUUAGUGUUUUUGAUCUAUAACAUUUAGUAAACCUGGUUCUUGGUAAUGUUGUUUUGGAAUAUUAGUUUUACCAGUAUAUAUAAUAACAUGUGAGCGUA